Molecule: messenger RNA, 593 nt
Organism: Dissoconium aciculare CBS 342.82
Lineage: Eukaryota; Fungi; Ascomycota; Dothideomycetes; Mycosphaerellales; Dissoconiaceae
Exons: 1
Coding region: 218-469 (83 amino acids)
Source: RefSeq, a predicted model, not a curated record
AGCUUGAACGCGCGUUCGUGUGUCAUGAGAGCGGGCACUGGAUACGGACUAGAGCACGGAACUCUGCCUCCGCACCUGCACCGCACUACCGCAGCUUCGCCGAGUGCCCAAAGUCUCAUCCUUUGGGUACACGUAUUUCUGUCCAACAUGGUAUUUUGACACACAGUCAUUCAAGAUCACGCGUUUCGUCGCCCACCAACAGCGCAGACCAGUCGUCAUGGGAAAAGCCUACACCGAAGAACAACGCAACAAUGUCAAGUUACUUCUCGAGAGCGGACGCGAUGAAGAGACUAUUGAGAAGGAGACGGGCGUGUCAGAUCGUACCAUCCGCCGGUGGAAGCUGGAACUUGAACGGACUGGGCGCAUAGGCAAGCCACCAGAGAGUCGCACAGGAAGACAUCGCGUCUUGAAUGCAGAUGUCGAGGCUGUAAGUACUCGCAGUCUCCAUACUGUGAUGACGAUGAUCUGAUCUCGUUCCUCAGGCACUUUUUGAACAUGUCCGAGAACAGCCAGAAAUGUCGGUAGACGACAUGCUCUGGUGGCUUUACGACACAUAUAAGAUUGUUGUCGGCACGCGCACAAUUCGACGGGUU